UUUCAAACUAUUUUAUUUGUCUUUACUUUUUCAGAUUUUCACUCCUCGACACAUUUUACAACAGCCACCGUUCACAACUCAACAACCAUUUUAACAUGCAGGUGUUACGCUAAUCCUUCAUGUAAAAUUGUGCCGCACAUUAUAACUACUUAUAGAGAAGGACAAGAUAAUCACGACUCGGUUACCACAUUUACUGAGUGCAAAGCUGAUCCGCUUCGAGAAAAACAAAGGAAAUGUACUAGAGUUAUCUCAGUGAUGCAUGUUUACAAGGAGGACAAUGGUAAAGAGAUGAGCUGUAUAUUUCAAUAUAAGAAUGUGACAGACUAUCUUAUCAUGUAUCCCAAAGUAAAAGUUUUAUUUCCACCAACACUUGUAAACAUCUCGGCAGAAAUGGUUGAUUCUAAAUUAACUUUAAACUGUUCCACGGAUUCUUCUAACCCGGUAUCUUCAUUAACAUGGCGAAGGGGUGUCAGUCCUAAAACCUUUGUAAAUGAUGUAAUAGUGAGUGGUUACAAUGAAUAUACAAGGGAUGCUGAAUACAAUGGUAAAAAUAUAACUCAAGCUAUUGACAUUGAUCCAAAGCAUAUAGACAUUGGAGAGACCAUCUUCUGCUGUGCCCGCUAUCAAACUCAACAAAUAUGUGAUUCUAUGAGCCUGAACUCUUUUCAGAUAUCUGAAGGUUGUGUUUCUAAAUCAAGUUUAGCAACAUUAUUUAUUGGUAUAUUCCUGCUCCUUGUGUAAGAAAGACAGACGUGUCCGUUCUCUUUGAAGACACAUAUUGAUGUCUAAGAAGAUCUGCAUGGUUGAUAAUUACUAAGUUAUAACACAACUUCUUUAAUUAAUUAGUCAUGGCUAUCAUUUCUUAUUUAAUUGAUGCUUUAUAUCUAGUCGGUCGAAUGUUGGCAUUAUAUUUAUUUAUCAUAAAUUUAUUUAUUUUUUAUUUUUAGUUUUUUUAAUUUAAUAUUCUUUUAGUUGUCAUUUUGAUCUAUAUAAUAGAUCGAAAGAUUUAAAAAAGUUGCGUUCCAUUUUUAUCUACAAUUGUAUAUUUCUGACAUGUUUUCUAUUUUUUCUUGUAUUAUAUAAAUAAAGUUUACAAACCA
This is a messenger RNA of Ruditapes philippinarum (Manila clam), 1100 nucleotides long. RefSeq lists its product as uncharacterized. NCBI's taxonomy places the organism in Eukaryota, Metazoa, Mollusca, Bivalvia, Venerida, Veneridae. The transcript has 4 exons. The coding region runs from base 256 to 741 and encodes 161 amino acids. The record is from RefSeq and is a predicted model, not a curated record.